Molecule: messenger RNA, 1527 nt
Organism: Glycine soja
Lineage: Eukaryota; Viridiplantae; Streptophyta; Magnoliopsida; Fabales; Fabaceae
Product: 30S ribosomal protein S17-like
Exons: 4
Coding region: 237-542 (101 amino acids)
Biological process (GO): translation
Cellular component (GO): ribosome
Molecular function (GO): structural constituent of ribosome
Source: RefSeq, a predicted model, not a curated record
GUCCAACGCUCCAAAUCUCAUUGUGUAGUCCUAACUCUUUUGUUUCUCAUUUCGUUGAGUCGAAACAGCAGCUCCGCCGUUGGUCCAUCGCCGCCUCCUCCUCGCGCCACCGCCCUUGGGUGACGACGGAAAAGACGCAGAAUUGGUCCUCCGUGGAAUAGUCUCCGUUUCCCCGUUUUGGAAUAAUUUCCAUCACUUCUCGUUGCUUUUGUUUUGUUCGAGGUUGGGAGGAGAAAAUGAAGCAAGUUGUAGGAAUGGUGGUUUCCAAUAAGAUGCAGAAAUCAGUUGUGGUGGCAGUGGAUAGACUUUUCUACCACAAAUUGUAUGAUCGUUAUGUCAAGCGCACCUCUAAAUUCAUGGCUCACGAUGAGAACAACCUCUGUAACAUUGGUGACAAAGUUCGACUGGAUCCUUCUAGGCCUUUGAGCAAGCAUAAACACUGGGUUGUUGCUGAAAUUCUUAAGAAGGCACAGAUAUACGUUCCACUGUCCACGCCAGCAUCUGAUAAUGUGAACUCCAGCUCUGUAGCACCAGCUUCAUAAAUUGGCUCAAGUUUGUCAUACACUUAGCCUCUGAUUCCAGCCAUCCUUCAAAUCCAUGGGGCUAUACAAACUCAUGAGAGAUAUUUUUGGGGGGCAUUUUCCCUUCCCUGUGCUCUCUUCUCCCCUACUCCAACAAUAGAGAAGUUCUGACACACGAGUUAUGUGUAUAGUUGUUUUUUUGUUUUCUCCAUGCUAUGUUGGUGAAUAUCUGUAUCCUCCAAUGGUAAUGUCAUCACCAUGUUUGAGUGUAAAGCAAGCCAGUGGUAUGCCAUUGUUGAGGAAAUAGAUGCAAGAGUGGCUGCGUGUAGAGAAGUCGCAGGAAGCUUUCUGCUUACUCAAUGAAUUUGCAUAGUGCAGAUAGGAAUAAAGAAUAUUACCUACUUAGCUGGACAAACUAUGCCUGCUCUUUUAAAAAGCUUGGCUUUACAUAAGGCCAUUCAUUUCUUAAUAUUCUCUACAUUCGAUUGAAGACUGUCCUUGAAACUCUCCCUCACAGUAGAGGGAGUCUCAGAUAUUUUCCAAGAUUAUUAACAAUUCUGAUUGGAGAAAUAUUGGUGAAAUUAUCUCUUCUUCUCCUUGUGACAGUAGGUGAGCACAAAGCCAUAGAUUUCUAAAAAUUAUCUUUUAAGUCAGAAACUUCACAGAAUUCCUAUUAUAUGACAAGCUGAAUCAGCGCAUUUAUAGUCAUUAGCCUUAAAAAAGAGAAGGACAUCAUCACGGAAGUGAGAGAUUCGAAGACCUCGUACAACAUGAAAAGGCAGCCACUGCCAACUUUUUGCUUGAUCAGGAUGAGGACUUUAAUUUUCUUUUUCAUCUUUUAUAAAAUUAAUAAAAUAUGAGAAAAGAAAGGGUCUUGCUAAUCAAUUUCCUUUAGGAAUUAAAGGAGAAUGUAUUUAAUGUAUAAAUCAUAGAAGAGCAUAAGAAAAUUAUGAAAAAUGCAAUUUUACGCAUCUCAAUAAAAAACUUUUUACUCUUAAUUUCUUAA